AGUACGCAUGUCGUUGGACAGAGAAUAUUAGGGUUACUGCUUCUUUAAGUUCUUUUUUUGGGAUGGGCUAUUUUCAUAACGUCAUUUCAUUCCUCCCUCUUUUUCAUUUUCUCAUUCUUUGAUUCUUACUCCCCACAUUUCCUAAAUGGAACAGAUUAUCCGACCCUCCACAUUGUCUUGCUUUCAGAAUUUUUAUUCAAACUUUUUAGUUUUACAUUCCUCAAUUUCGGCAACUGACUUUUUCUGGCGUCACGUUAUUUUCGGAGGGCAGAUAUUUUAACGGACGUAAACUGGAGGUGGCGAUGGUGGAAGUGUUGAUGAUGAUGGUGAUGAUGAAAAUGAUCUGUGAAAAAUGAUCCACUAACUUGUCUGUCUUUGCCACUUGCCAAGUCAUACGCUCCUUUUCACCAUGAUGUAUUCACCCCUCUGUCUAACUCAGGAUGAGUUUCAUCCGUUCAUCGAGGCCCUACUGCCGCAUGUGCGUGCCUUCGCCUACACCUGGUUCAACCUGCAGGCGCGCAAGCGCAAGUACUUCAAGAAGCACGAGAAGCGCAUGACCAAGGACGAGGAGCGCGCGGUCAAGGACGAGCUGCUGGGCGAGAAGCCCGAGGUGAAGCAGAAGUGGGCCUCGCGCCUGCUGGCCAAGCUGCGCAAGGACAUCCGGCCGGAGUGCCGCGAGGACUUUGUGCUGACCAUCACGGGCAAGAAGGCGCCCUGCUGCGUGCUGUCCAACCCCGACCAGAAGGGCAAGAUGCGGCGCAUCGACUGCCUGCGGCAGGCCGACAAGGUGUGGCGCCUGGACCUGGUCAUGGUCAUCCUCUUCAAGGGCAUCCCGCUGGAGAGCACCGACGGCGAGCGGCUGGUCAAGGGCGGCCACUGCGCCAACCCCAUCCUGUGCGUGCAGCCGCGGCACAUCAGCGUCUCCGUCAAGGAGCUGGACCUCUACCUGGCCUACUUCGUGCAGGAGAGAGAGUCAGAGCAGAGCAGUAGCCCCCGCACCGGCAUCGGAUCUGACCAGGAGGAUAGCAGAGCCCCCACCAUGGAUGCUCCUGAGUUUCAGGACAGCUUUGUGACGUCUGGGGUUUUCAAUGUAACAGAACUGGUACAGGUGUCAAGAACUCCGGUGGUGACAGGCGGGGGUCCCAACUUCUCCCUGGGGGAGCUGCAAGGGCACCUGGCCUACGACCUCAACCCUACAGGGGUGGGCAUGCGGAGAACCCUGCCCAGCACCUCCUCCAGUGGGAGUAAGAGGCAUAAGUCGGGCUCCAUGGAGGACGACAUUGACACCAGCCCUGGAGGGGAGUACUACACUUCACCCAACUCCCCCGCCAGCAGCUCCCGCAACUGGCAGGACGAGAUGGAGGGAGGGAUUUCCCCCACAGUGAAGAAGACAGAGAUGGAUAGUCCGUCUCCCCAGGAGAGCUCCCCUCGCCUCGGCUUCACCCAGCACCACCGGCCUGUCAUCGCAGUGCACAGUGGCAUCAGCAGGAGUCCGCACCCCUCCUCGUCUUUGCACUUCCCCACCGGGCCGCUGCUGCCCCAGUCGGCCUCCUCCUACUUCCCCCACACGGCCAUCCGCUACCCGCCACACCUGGGCUCACAGGACCCGCUCAAGGACCUCGUCUCCUUGGCCUGUGACCCAUCCAACCAACAGCCCAGCCCGCUGAACGGCAGUGGCCAAGGGAAGGUGCCCAGUCACUACAUCUCGUCCCAGAUGCUGGCGCCCCCACCGCCCCCCGGCAUGCCCCGCCUGACGUUGCCCCCCGACUCCAAAUCCGGCACCACCACCGCAGAGGGAGGAGCCAGUUCUCCCACGUCACCCACAUACUCUGCUCCAGGGACGCCACCUGCCAACCGCUCCUUCGUAGGCAUCGGACCUCGGGACCCUGGUCUCUAUCAGGCACAGUCCUGGUACCUGGGGAACUGACGGACACAUGGACAGAGGCCACGAGCAUGAGCUUGGAUUUCAGAUUCAUCACUUUGUGGAAUUCAGAAAAAUAAAAAAUGUAAAGAAGAUGCAAGAGGGAAAACGUAUAUACAUAUAUAUGAGGUAUAUGUAUAUAUAAACAGUGUAUAUUUAUACACAUCUAAAUAUAUGUAUCUCCAUGUAUAUAUAUAUUUAGAUAUGUAUACUGAUCUAAAAAGAUGCUUUUUGAGUGACGAUCGCAAGGCAGAGGAGAAACAGGCCAUGGACAGAGACUAGAGGUGAGAAGAGGAUGUUUUGGGGCAGCCACAUGAACUUAGAGGGGGGCAAAGACACUACCCCCCCCCCCCCCCAAAAAAAAAAAUCUACCCCAGCAAGCUUCCCCCGUCCUCCUGGGAUGCUCUUCCUCGACGCCCUCCCUUCCCCUCAGCUACGGUGCUGCUUUCUCAUAUAUGCAAAACAAAUAUCCUUUAUUUUCUUAACCAACAGGGAAGAGAAAAUCUGACGACGUUCCGGUGGCGACGCUUUUGCUCAUGGAUUACACGGAUCCCCAGAUUUUUUUCCAAGAAAAAAAAAAGUGGGAAAGGGACGAGGGGCAACGUUUUAAGAAACAAAAAAAAAAGCGUCUUUAAAAAAAAAAAAAAAAAUGUUUUCGAUUGGUGGACAGCUUCCCUUUCAAGCGAUAUUUUGACGAAAAGAAGUCAGCUUUUCAUCCAAUUUUAUUGACAAUCAUGAAUCUGUCAGUUCCUUUGUUCUGAGAUUUUUUUUUUUCUUUGGAGGAAACACUGCAACAUUUAUACUAGGAGCCACUUUUUCGUGGAGGCCUUCUCAUUCGAAACACACUGAUGUUGAUGAUGCUUCUGUGACAAGAAUAUGCACACCCAGAGAAACACAUACGCACACACACACACACACACACACACAUACAUACACACGUGCUCACACACACAUACAUACUGACAAGGGUCAGUAUUGUGGUAGGGUGAAGACUUGAAAGUUCAGGGUAUGAUGUCUUUUUUUGGCUGAUGCUUCUGACAGACAUCAAAAGAAGAGAGCGUAAAAGUGUAGCCGUUUCCCUUGAUGUGUUUGUAUGUGUGUGUAUGUGUGUGUGUGUGUGUGUGUAUGUGUGAGUGAGUGUGUAUGUUUGUGUGUAUGUAUGUACGUACACGUGUGCAGAGACUGCUAUUCUGAUCAUUGUCUUGAUAGUCCCUUCCCAUUGCCAAUCCAUUGGCCUUACCCAACCUAACGUUCUUUUUAAUUUUUUAGUAUAGAAAGGGGGGUUCAGUAUAUUCUGCAUAGUGAUAAAGGGAGUACCGGGCCUUAUUCUGUUACUAUCAUGACAGUAUUGGGUGUAAAUGAUAGGUCUUUCUUCUUUGUUUUGCAUUGACUUAAAAAUUGCUUUGGAAAUUACAUGCAUUGCACUACUAUACAAUUAAUUUUCCUCUCUGCAGCUUCUCUUUUUGGACUAAUCACAUGAAAUGCUGCAAGUCAGAGUUAGCCAUUAGGAUUUUAUUGUCGACUUUUUUUUUUUUAGUUAUUUUGGUAGCAGGGUACAUGAGUUGUGAGUGUCGAGCUAUCAGUAGGAUCAAAAUAACCCAACCCUUCUGUGUUCAUCAUAAUCAUAUAGUCAGACGUGGAAAAUGUUUCCAAGUGUGUGCGCAUUUCUGGGGGAGAAAACAAUUAAUUUUGGCAGUUCAACUAUUUUUUAAAGUCUGUAUCUUCAUUCAGUGGAAUGACAGAGCUGUCUAUGUGAUUUCAAAAAUAGACAAUUUUUCAAAGGGGGAGGGAGGGGUGGUUGCAUCAUAAAACCAAUGGCACGAUUGUGCGUGUGUUAGCGAUAGAAGUGAGUCGUCACUGUGUGUGUGUGUGUUUGUGUGUGUGCGCGUGCGCGUGUGUGUGUGUGUGUGUGUGUGUGCGUGAAUCAUCAUGACGAUAGUGAUGCCACUGGCACCACAAAGUCACGUGUUGGUGACAGUGUUUGUGCGUGCCUGUGUGUGUAUAUGUGUGUGCGUGCGUGUGUGUGUAUGGGCAUGGCUGGGGUUGUGGCCUGUAGACAUCCUCAUGGAGGGCUGGUCUGCCAGUCAUAGAAGUUGUGUUUCUGUGCCCGAGCUCUCUCUAUGGCUGGUGCCUGGGUCCCACUCCUGUGAUGCAAAGGAGCUAACAGCGAGCUCAGACAAGGGCACAGCAGACUGGGCAAAUGGGAUUUGUACUGAUGUAAAAAAAACAAAAAAAGCAAAACAAAAACUAAUCCACAUCAGGGCUUCUGACUCCUCUACCAAACCCAAAUCUCAAAGCCAUGAAAAGUGCCUAAGACAUUGCAAGAGUUUGAAUUGUUUUCUUUUCCUUCUUCUUCUUCUUCUUCCUCUUCUUCUUUCAAAUGAAUUGUUUAGUUUGUUUGUUUGUUUUUCCUUGUGAACGUAUGAGCCUGAAUUAGCUCCAGGUUGGCCACACAAUGGUGGGAAGGAGAGUGGGCGAUAUUGAGAGAGUAUGAGCAAGAGAGAGACAGACAGAGAGAGAGAAAGAGAGAGAGAGAGCUCUCAAUCCCCGAAUCUCUCAAAUGCACCUUUUAUGCGUGUCCUUCUGAACUGAAGUCACCUUCUGAAGCUACGAGAGAGAGAGAGAGAAUGAGAGAGAGAGAGGGAGAGAGAAGAAAAUAACAACCCCCCCAGCUAUCGGCACAACCGCAUAACCGAUACAUAUCAAUGUUAUAUGCAGAGGCUUACUGGAAACAGUAUACAGCUAACAAUAAUCCAGAAAACACAGAUGCAGUAGUCUCUCGGAAUUCUGACUUUUUCUUUUCAAUACAGCUUUGCGAUGGCAAACUUUAAAACCAGUUGAGUUGCAAUCUGAACCCAGACUUGUGAAGAUUAUACACAAAAAUGAAUUGUUUAUACAAGGGUGCUGAUAUAAAAAAAAUGAUCUUGAUAUAUAUAAAUGCAUGGUGCUUUCAAAAGAAAAAAAAACAUGGAAACUUGGCUCUUAAGGCCACCGUAAUGCGAACAUGGGUGCAUGGCAGAUGCUCUUAGUACCCCUCAGAAGCUGCCCUGCCCCAUUCUACAACCCCUACUCUACCCCCUGCCCUUACCCCACGACUGCCCCAUUUUCUCCCCAGACCCAUGGAAUAGAGAGCCAGAGAUCCAGAUGGGUUAAAACCGUUUAACCACGUUUCUUAUGAUUUGUAUUCCCUGUCCCUCUUCUACUUUGCACGAUAUUUUAUAUAACACAUUAUGUGCCUUGCCUUUAGUUAAGAACAGUAAUACAUGAUUGAAAGACAAAAAUGUAAAUUUGUUUCUUUUACUGAUGUAACCAGUAUCGCUGCAAAAAAAACAACAAAACAACAAAAAAAAACAAUAACAGUACAAUGCUGCAUGUUUGAUUGCUUGCCAUUAUCCAAUUAGAAUUAACAGAUGAAUUCAAAUAAGUCGCAGUUUUUUUUGGAACUGAAAACAAAUGGAUUCUCAUCACCUUUGACUUCCCCCUUUUUAUAAGAACAGUGACUGUCUUUCCUGUUAUUCGCAUGGAAUCAAUGCUACAUGUUUUACUUUAUGACUUUCAGUUUUUCUUUCUUUCAGUCUUUAAUGUGUUCGAUUUGAUGGGUUUGUGUUCUGUUUUUGUUUUUUGUUUUUGUCUCUCGUCGGUGUUCUGUGGCUUUCUGCUCACUCUGCCCCAUUCUGCUUCCGCUUAUGCAAUGUGAAAUAUGCAAUUCCAGUACUCAUCUCCACUUUGGCAGUGUUUUCCCAGAUCAGUUAGGGGGUUUUUCUUUUUAUAACGAGAGGAGUUCCGAAUGUAUUUAGCAGAUAGGAGAGCAGAGAGCACAGCGGUCUGUGUCACAUACCCGCGCAACUGAGAGUGAUCCAAGCAGGAGAGCCAAUCGAGCCUUGUUGUUUUGCACCAACGACGUAGUUUAGGGGUUUUUUGCUCCUUUGGUGACAGGGAUCAAAGCGAAAGAGAGAACAGACACGCCUGAUUUAUGUCACCGGGGUGUGAGGAAAGUAUUUGCACAGAACAAGAUUGUAAAGUACUGAGCUAGUUUUAAGGAGUGCAAUCAGGUCUCUUUUAUCCACUUGGGUUGCAAGGGUUUUUGGACCUGAGCUGUUUGUAGUUGACACAGGAAUGGCAGUCUCAGCACUUUUAUAAACUGUCUUCAGUGCAUUUGAAAUUGAAAUCCAACCUUUUUUUUGUUAUACACGUUGAAAGCCAUGUGUUCAAAUUCUAGCUAUAAUAACUAUAUUCAGACCAGAGAUGAGAGAACUUUUGUACUCGCACCUAUAGAGCAGAGUUUAAGUACUGAAGGAUUGUGGAAACAACUAUGACUGGAAUAGCUAACUUUUUCAAUGAGAAAUUCUUACGUAGAAUGUACACUGUCUUGUUGCAUUCGUCAAUGUUGCGCUGGGUGCAGUGCUUCAGAACUUGUGUGUGUGUGUGUGUGUGUGUGCGUGUGUGUGUACGUGUGUGUGCGUGCAUGCGUGUGUGUGUGUGUGUGUGUGUGUGUGUGUGUGUGUGUGUGUGUGUGUGUGUGUUGUGUAUGUCUUUGGAUGUGCAAGGUUUAACGUACAGUAUGUAUGAAUGUGUGUGUGUACUGUGAUAUAUAUUUCUCUUAGCAAGUUGAUGACAGACACAGAGAAAGGAAAGGAAAGAAUGUGUUCAGGUGGAUGAGAAUGAACUGAAUCUGAUCGAUCAGAUCUACCACAGCACUUUGCUGUCUUUCUCAGAUUGUAAAUAUAUGAAUGCAAAUGUGCCACAAACAUGGGGAAGAGUCAGCAUCGGAUGGACUUUUUAAAAGAGAGAGUGAGAAAACGCUAAUUUAAUUUGACUCAAAGCAAGGUUUCAAAUUUCUUUUCUGUAGACAUGUCAAUAGAGCACUACUAACUUGUGUGUAAGGGAACAUAGUUGUAACUAUUGCACAAGAAUUGUUGAAAAAUGCAAUAAAUUGCAUUGUCCAUGUCAAAUCUCCUCAAGAAUAUUUUGCUAACAUUCGGUCCCUCAGACACAUAUAAGCAAAUAGUUCUCACUCCCCAUUUUGUGAUUUUGUUGUCGUUACUGAAGUAUUGGUUAGUUCUACUUUGGAACUCUUAUCAUAGUUGUAGUGCAGAGACAACAACAACAGAAAAACUCUAAGCAACAGCGCCAUGGCAACCAGAACCUGACUCCGAGAAGGAGCUAGAAUAUUGCUGUCUCACAGUACUGCCCUCUCUGGAUAUUCAGGCUUCUGAGACCUUCACCUUUUUUUUCCUUCUUUUUUUUCCAAGCAGAUACAUCAUAGCCUACCUUUUGAAAGAGCUCCUUAAUACAGUCUAUCGUAGACUUAGCUUUGUAUGACAUGUAGAGUAUUACUUUGUGAGUUUGUACAUGCAUAGAUUCAUUCUAGUCCCUGAAUUUGGCCUGUGCUGUUCACCACAGCAAAAUGCCAUUGGUUUUGCUUAUCCCCAUGCCUAUGGUGAAUAAAACCAGAGCUAUUGUAUUCUAGACGUGAUAAGUCUGAGUUAGGAAGAGGUCAAGUAAGCCCAAUUAUAGCCACCAUAAUGAUUUUUUAAAACCUGUUUUUUUUCUGUAGUUUUUUCUUUUUCUUUUUUUUAAAAUUAGUGGUUAGGUGAUAAUUUAUAAUUUCUUACUUAGUAGUGUAAUGGGAGUAUAUUGAAUAAGAGAAGAUGUUGUGUUAUUUUUUUCAACAGGGUCAAAAGGCCAUGUGAUAGUUUGUUAUGCAGUGUACAGUAUUGUUUCUGCAAUGGAUAUUGCAACGCUGGUAGCUAUUAAGAUUUGCUGGUAGCUAUAAAGAGUUUUCAGUGAAAUGGCAGAACAAGAGGAAUUGUUUACAUGCUCGUCUUAAGAUCUUGGCAGUGACGGUUUAUGUGCCCUGGUACUGGCCCAGGUUGAAGUGGAGUGCUGUAGCCAAACGCAUUCCAUCAGAUUCAUACGACUCACACGUCUCGCAAGAUGCUGCCAUCAUUCAGCAAGCAAUUUUGUAUUUUUUAAAAACAGGACAGGUGACGGGAUGAGCGUCUGCUCCCCCAUCUGGGGGGUCAAAGUGCACAGUGGGGGUCCACUUCCUGUUAUGCUAUUCACAAAGGCUGGGCUGUCUUUGCACAAAAUGUCCAUGUUUAUAUUUGACAUUGCCAUCGGGCCUUUGAUUUGUAACUUGAAUUUGAAUGACUGCUGUAUAUGCGUAACUAACGACAAAAUGACCAAAAUCUCUUCGGUAUAUGUAAAUUCACCUAGUCUAGUCCAGGCCGGUCAACUGUGGACACAUGGCCCACCAAUCAUUCCAGCAGUCUUUUGUGUACCUGUAUAGUCAAAACACACACCUGGACACAACAUCUUACAUGAAUCCAGCCAGCGACCAAACAGUCGCACUCAGCCCAACCCCCUUAUCCACUCGCCCACCACUCGAACCCCCCCGCGGGCAGACUGUCUCGCUCCACCACGUGUCCUGUGAAGAUUUGCACUGCUCCACACCCACCCAUCGAACUCUGUCACACAACCAGCCUGGGCGCGGCCAUGGGCACAUACAGUAGGGGGACUGGGGUCCGAUGCCACCAUCUAGUCUAGCCUGCACAGUUAGUCCUGCAGCGCCGCCUAGGGGCUGCAGUGCGCAUGCGUGUCGCCUCGCCUCGCCUGCACGCGCCUUCCUAUUCGUCCUUUUUUUUUCUCUUUUUUUGGCUUUUUCGUGUACCUUUACUCAGCCACGCCAGACAGACUGACAAACACACGCAAAUCUGAAGACCACCCAGAUGGCUGCACCUGUCUGGUCGGGUUACCGUAUCCCAAAACACCUUCCUUUUUAAACUGGCCACAUGUGAUGAUUGAACUUACUCUGACAAUAUUAUGCAUUAGUGGAUGCAUGUAAAAUAUUAUCCUUAUCUUAUUUCUGAACCCUUGACUAAUAUUUUUUUUAUAGUUUUAGUAAUUAUUAUUGUUAUGCUUAAUGUUUAAUUGUUACAUUUUGGACACAUUAUCCUGUGUAUAAAUCCUUACAGUAUAUCAAGUAGAAUGAAAAAAGGUAAAAAUGUACAUAAAAAAUCUUCUUUUUUUGUAUGAGAAAAUAUAUGUUUAUGUUUCUUGUGUUUGGGUUUAGUUGUCAUAAGCUUGUGGCCAAGCCACAAUAAGUGAGAAUUCCUUCUAAGGGAUCUGUUGUGGUCGGUGAGCGCACCCACCAAUGCUGCACGCCUUUUUAAAGAAGGUACCUGUCCUCAGGUGGAAUGCCUGAGCUUUGGACUCCAGUAAUUUCAGCAUCACUUGUCGUCAUUUUAAACAGAGUUAGCUUCAAGGGGAUAUGCAAAUUCCAUUGCCAUUUUUUUCCCCACAACUCAUCUAACAGUUUUUGCACUUCUUGCAUUUUCACUAUUGUGCAAGCUUCAAGAUCUUAAAAAAAAACUUGUUUUUUCUUUUUUUUCUAUUUGGAAGAUUGCACUAGAUAACCUGGUAUUGGUAUUGUUGUCUAAGGAUACUUCUUUUUAAGAUGUGCAUCUCUGGAAAUAUUUGUAGACCGUCAACCCUCUAUGGUGUACUUAGAGAAAGAACUAAGUUGGAGAAAGAGCUGCUUUUGUUUUUUUUUCUUUAUUGUUGUUAUUGUUUUACUUUUUUUCUGUCUGUGUUGAAAACCAGAAAUAUAAAUUUUGCCCCUUGUAAUGAAAUCCUCAAUCGAUGUAGGAUGUAUCCUCCUCUCUUGAAUUGUAGGGACUUCCUCUUAGAACGUACUGUACUUGGACCUGUGAGGUUCUAGCUUGCAUGCCUGUGCUCACGGUCCGGUUCGCGACAAUCACCGGCCGGGCUGACAUGCAGUCCGACCCAGGCCUGUGGCUUGGUACCGUGUUAGAGUGAGGUGAAGUCCUAAUGGAGCUGGAGCUAAGAGCACCCCCUCCCUCCCACUCUACUCCGAGUGCCUUUCUCACCAUAGACCCAUGCUGAAUGUCUCCAUUGGCUGUAGGUACAGGUAUGCACUGUUUGAAUGAAAUGAUAGGAGACCUGCUGCUGUUGUUUGCGAGACAUCCUUUUUGUAAUGAAAUGAUUGGGGACAAUAUCUAAAACAGUGUCUGGUAGCGGUGUAGUGAUCGGACAAAGCACAAAAAGCUGGCCUAGUAGCGUAGGACACUGACGUCAAGAAAAUGAAGUUUGGAGAGAGCAGAGGCUUGGCACUUUUUUUCGCGGAGGCUGAUUUGUCCCGUUAGAGCGACACAAAGGUCGGACCGGGGAGAAUCGAGAUGUUCGGCCACCAUCAUUGAGGGGUGCUUUAUGAGGUGUGAGACUCAGGUUAGUCAGAGGAUCAUGAGGAGAAGAAAGAGGAAUUGCCCACCCCCCAUCCCCUACCUCCUGUGCAUUGCUUUUUGUCCUUAUUUUCCUCUUUUUGUUAUUUUCACAUUCUGUUUUUUGCAUAAUGUUCGCAACUCCAUUGAGCGUCAUGUUUUCCUCCUUAAGCAAGGGCUGGACAAUUUCUUCAGGGCAGAAACUACAUCAUUUGAGUUUGCUCCAUUUUCAUCCUUAGUUUUGGCUGUGUUGUAACAUCCAAGUCCUUGUCUGUCGGGUAUUUUUUAAUUUAUCUUAAAUCAGAUAGAAAACACUCCUCGUAUUGAACCCAGCUGGUCAAAAUGUCCUCUUAAAAUAAUCAAUCCCUUAAUCUCAGUAAGGGCUAAGUGCACUGGCAAGGCACUCUCAAUAAACUUGGAUCAAGUUGGCUUCAGAGAAAAACGGUACUUAGGAAUACAAUUUAGUCAUAAAAUCUGAGUGGAAAUCAACAUGUAUGUUCAAGUCCUCAAUCAGCGUUCGAGAUGGGUGUUUUGAUAAUAAUAAUACUCUGGUGUUGGUUCAUUUCUGUAGAUGUAGUGAGCUCUGUUCACUGAGACAUGGGAAACUCAAGCCAUGCUUGCUCCAGGUUUGUUUGAAGAGACAGUAUUCUGACUCUUGGGACUUUGUAUCAGAUCCACCCCUCUGAGGAGCACAUAGGUAAGCCCUAUAGGCUGUAUAGUUAGCGAGCCAUGCUAAUAUGAGGAUAUUAAAGACUGUUUCUUUGAGUCAAAACACAUUUCCCAGUCCCUGAGAAUGAGAUGGAAAGUGAGCAUUUUCUCUCAAGGAGUCCCAUAGGAGUUGUUCAUGAAGCGAUAAUGCAUAACCCACUGACUGAAUGGAAUUCAGUCGCAUUUAGGGAAUUGUGACAAAGGUUUUUUAUUUAUUUUCUUUUCUUUUCUUUUUUUUCUGGUUUGUUUGUUUAUUUUUUUAUUCCAUUCCUCUGUAAAAAACCAGCAGGUAAAACUAAAAUCCUAAACACAAACACAAAUAGUCAAUACCAAAAAUUGUUUCGACAAGCAGUGCCUCUCAUCUUACUGCUAAUCUCUGUCAGUUUCAGCUUUCACCUUCAUCCAACUCUUUUAAGUUAAAUGGCUUGACAUGUGCUCUCCCUUUUUGUUUGGGGUAAUUUUUUAAGUUUUAAGGGGGACUGGUUUUGGGUUCCACCCAUCCACCAGAUCUUGCACUUGGUUCCUAAUAAUACCCCACUGCACAGAGUGUGCGUGGAAGGCACUCCCUCUGUCAACAAGUUGGGGGAAAAACAUGAGCAUUCUUGGCAGUUCCAGAACUCUUUUCACCAUGUGAUCCAUUCUUUUCAGCCCACAUGUUAAAUAAAUGAAAAUGAUGAUAAGAUAGUAAUAACAACAUGAAUCACUGUGGCCUUCUUCCAUGGCCAAAUAUACUCCUAAAUGCUCCUGAUGGUUUGAGACUGAAAUUCACUGACAUGGUGUUGGAUUGAGCUUUGUUAUUUGGUCUGACCUGAGGUGCCCCAACUCUUCGUCACAACAUUUGUUUUUAUUCGUAUUUUUCAAUUAUUGUUUUUUUUUUUCCUUGUCCAUUCUUAUUAUUUUGUUCUUUUGAAGCAUGCUGUUUUUUCAAUGUGAGUUGAAGUUGAUUUGAUGGAGAAGGGAUGAGGUCGAAAUGUUUCUCAGAGAACAUUUGAAUGCAGUGUUAAAAUUUUAAGGAUUUUCUUUUUUGUUUUGUUUUGUUUUGUUUUUCAUUAUUCUUUACAAAUAUUACCAUAGUAGUUACUCAUUAUCGCUUGCUUGCUGCACAGACAUACACUUCACACCAGGAGAGGGCAUGUGGACAUUUAGUUAGAACACAUCCAGUAGAAACAGACCGCAAAUGAAACUGGCAUUAACACACCGAUCUCCUUUCACAGCUUGUGAUUUUUCUUUUCUUCUAUUUGUUUUCUAUUCUGAACUGUUGGGAUGAAAAUUGUAUCAGCAAAAGUCGGUAAUCAUAUUUUUUUCCAAGUAAUUAUUUGAAAAUGGAGAACAAAGAGACUCUCUUUUUUCUCUUACACACACAAAAAAACAACUAAAUUUGCCAUGUGUUUUUGAACUGGUGUGGGGGGGAAUUUACAGCUUUGACAAUAUUUCAUUAUAACAUUGUAUUCAGCCAUCGCUGUUAGCAAAAUGCUCAUGAUUACAUUACUGGAAGUGAGUAUGUUUCCCUAUGCAAAAAAGUAUAAAAAUAAUAAACAAGCUAUGCUACAACUCAGAACAA
Sardina pilchardus (European sardine) is the source of this 12433-nucleotide messenger RNA. RefSeq names its product nuclear factor I/C (gene nfic). The transcript is spliced from 11 exons. NCBI's taxonomy places the organism in Eukaryota, Metazoa, Chordata, Actinopteri, Clupeiformes, Clupeidae. Gene Ontology annotation, biological process: regulation of transcription by RNA polymerase II. The record is from RefSeq and is a predicted model, not a curated record. The coding region runs from base 410 to 1927 and encodes 505 amino acids. Gene Ontology annotation, cellular component: nucleus. Gene Ontology annotation, molecular function: RNA polymerase II cis-regulatory region sequence-specific DNA binding; DNA-binding transcription factor activity, RNA polymerase II-specific.